CAGACGAGACGUCACAACUGGGCAUGUGCGUUCCAAUUUUUCUCUCCCCUCUUUCUGUCUUUUUUUGGAUUUUUUUCAGGCGGGGGGCUGAGGAGAUUUUUUUGUUGGUGUGUGGCGGCCAUUUUUCCACCUCACCCUGACAAAUCUGUCAAUAUAGUCACUCCAUCCGGCUCUUGCCCUUUUCAAAAAAUCCAACAAGGACUUUUCCUCCUGUCUUUUAUUAAUUUAAAAAUAUUCCUUAAUUGCAUUUCCUUCCUCUGGAUAAAAUCUUCUCCUUUCAGGAUUUUAUAUGUGAAUUUUCUGUGCUUUAUCCCCCCCCCCCCCAUCUCUCUUUAAAAAAAUACAUUAAUUUAACAUUCAAUGAUGCCGGCAUCGUUUGGCAAUGAGGAGGACGGGAUGGAAAACGAUGAGGGAGCCCCAGAGGAAGAGGAGGAAGAAGAGGAGGAGGAAGAGGAGGAAGAAGAAUGUCGUGAAGUAAUGUUUUCCGAAGAAGAGCCAGCCAAAGUGAAGAAAAAAAGGAAACCACGGAAACAGAAAGAGAACAAGACGCCCAAAAUGAAGAAGCGAAAGAAAGAGGAACAGAAGUCCUCCACAUACUUAAUGGAUGAUUGGGGUUUGGAAGAUGUGGAUUAUGAAUUCACAGAGCAAGAUUACCACACUCUGACCAACUACAAAACCUUCAGUCAGUUCCUGAGGCCACUCAUUGCCAAGAAGAAUCCGAAAAUCCCGAUGUCCAAAAUGAUGACGGUGCUCGGUGCCAAAUGGAGGGAGUUCAGCGCCAACAAUCCUUUCAAAGGGACCUCUGUGGCUGCGGCAGAGGCAGCGGCAGCCGCGGUGGCGGCAGCAGUGGAGCAGGUGAUCGUGGCACCACCGGUACCGAUUCCUCUGCCACCCCCUAUUCAGCCCCCCGUGCCCCUAAGGAAAGCCAAGACCAAAGAAGGGAAAGGUCCAGGAGUUCGGAAGAAAAGUAAAAGUGCUCGAGCGGCUGAGUUGAAGAAGAAAGGAAAAGGGAAGAAGAUGACACCUCUGAAGAUCAAGUUCGGAGGUUUCAGUGGCAAACGGAAAAAAGGGUCUUCGAGUGAGGAAGAUGAUCACGGUGAGUCGGAUCUAGACAGCGCGAGUGUCCACAGCUGCUCCUUGCGGCCUGACGGCUCUGCUGGUUUUGGCAAGAGAAGAAGGAAAGGUGGCAAGAGGAAGAAAAGAUUGGAGGAGGGUGAUGGGUAUGAGACGGAUCAUCAGGACUACUGUGAAGUGUGCCAGCAAGGAGGGGAGAUUAUUUUGUGUGACACCUGUCCUCGGGCCUAUCACUUGGUCUGUCUGGACCCAGAGCUGGAGAAGGCCCCCGAGGGAAAGUGGAGUUGUUUGCACUGUGAAAAGGAAGGAAUCCAGUGGGAGCCUAAAGAAGAUGAUGAAGAUGAAGAGGACGAUGAGGGAGUGGAAGAGGAAGAUGAUGAUCACAUGGAAUUUUGCAGAGUCUGCAAGGAUGGAGGCGAGCUGCUGUGUUGUGACUCCUGUCCUUCCUCUUAUCACAUUCACUGCCUUAACCCUCCACUCCCUGAGAUCCCAAAUGGAGAGUGGGUUUGUCCACGUUGCUUGUGCACACCUCUAAAAGGCAAAGUGCAGCGAAUCUUGCACUGGACAUGGGGUUCGCCCCCACCACCACGUACCCCCCCAGCUCUGAUGGGUGAAGUCAAUGAAGCCGAACAGCCCAAGGCCCUGAAAGGACGACCAGAGCGAGAAUUCUUUGUGAAAUGGGUGGGACUGUCAUACUGGCAUUGCUCUUGGGCCACAGAAUUGCAGCUGGAGCUAUACCACACUGUAAUGUUCCGGAACUUCCAAAGGAAGAACGAUAUGGAUGAACCACCACCAUUUGACUAUGGCUCUGGGGAUGAUGAAGAGAAGAGUGAGAAACGGAAGAGUAAGGACCCACAGUUUGCACUGAUGGAGCAGCAGUAUUAUCGAUAUGGGAUCAAACCUGAGUGGCUCAUUGUUCACCGUAUCAUCAACCACAGCUUUGAUAAAAAGGGUGAUUUGCACUAUUUAGUUAAGUGGCGGGAUCUGCCGUAUGACCAGGCUACGUGGGAAUUUGAAGAGUUUGAUAUUCCAGAUUAUGACACUACGAAGGAGUUGUAUUGGAAUCACAGACAAUUAAUUUUGGGAGAUGAUUUAAGACCAGUGAGAAAACCGAAAAAAGGACGUAAAGCCAGGGAAUUGAUCUUCGACCCGCCUCCAGUACAGCCCAUAGUCGAUCCAACUGUGAAGUUUGACAAGCAACCAGAGUACAUUGAUGCCACAGGUGGCAACCUCCACCCUUACCAACUGGAGGGGCUGAACUGGCUGCGUUUCUCUUGGGCUCAGGGCACUGAUACAAUUUUGGCUGAUGAGAUGGGAUUGGGGAAAACCGUUCAAACGAUUGUAUUUCUAUACUCUCUGUUUAAAGAGGGUCACUCCAAAGGACCUUUCCUGGUGAGUGCUCCAUUGUCCACCAUUAUUAACUGGGAACGGGAGUUCACGCUGUGGGCACCAUGUUUCUACGUGGUGACUUACACAGGAGACAAAGACUGCAGAGCUGUCAUCCGAGAGAAUGAGUUUUGCUUUGAUGAUAACGUAAUCAAGAGUGGGAAAAAAACCUUCAGGAUGAAGAGCGAGGCGCAAAUAAAGUUUCACGUGCUGCUGACUUCGUAUGAGUUGAUCACCAUUGAUCAGACGAUCUUGGGAUCCAUUGACUGGGCAUGUCUUGUUGUCGAUGAAGCUCACAGGCUGAAAAACAACCAAUCCAAAUAUUUUAGGGUGCUAAAUGCUUACAAGAUUGAUUACAAGCUGCUGCUGACUGGGACGCCACUACAGAAUAAUCUGGAGGAGCUUUUCCACUUGCUGAACUUCCUUACUCCUCAACGUUUUAACAACUUAGAAGGCUUCUUGGAGGAGUUUGCAGACAUCUCAAAGGAGGACCAGAUUAAGAAGCUUCAUGACCUCCUGGGCCCACAUAUGUUGAGGCGUCUCAAGGCUGAUGUCUUUAAGAACAUGCCAUCAAAGACCGAGCUGAUAGUCCGUGUGGAGCUCAGCUCCAUGCAGAAGAAAUAUUACAAAUUCAUCCUGACCAAGAAUUUCGAGGCUCUGAAUUCAAAAGGGGGUGGGAACCAGGUGUCCCUGCUGAACAUCAUGAUGGAUCUGAAGAAGUGUUGUAACCAUCCCUAUUUAUUUCCGGUCGCAGCAGGGGAAGCUCCGGUUUUACCAAAUGGAUCAUAUGAUGGGAACUCUCUGGUGAAGUCCUCAGGGAAGCUGAUACUACUACAGAAGAUGCUGAAGAAACUGCACAGCCACGGCCACAGAGUGUUGAUCUUCUCUCAGAUGACUAAAAUGCUGGAUCUGCUGGAAGAUUUCCUGGAAUAUGAUGGAUACAAGUACGAACGGAUAGAUGGGAGCAUCACAGGCAACCAGAGACAAGAGGCUAUUGACAGGUUUAAUGCCCCUGGAGCCCAGCAAUUCUGUUUCCUUCUCUCCACUCGAGCUGGGGGUCUGGGCAUUAACCUGGCUACUGCAGACACUGUUAUAAUCUAUGAUUCAGAUUGGAACCCCCACAAUGAUAUUCAGGCCUUCAGCAGAGCUCAUCGUAUCGGUCAGAACAAAAAGGUGAUGAUCUAUCGCUUUGUGACCAGAGCGUCAGUGGAGGAACGCAUCACGCAAGUCGCCAAGAAAAAGAUGAUGUUGACUCACCUGGUGGUCCGGCCAGGCUUGGGUUCCAAGUCAGGCUCACUUUCCAAACAGGAGUUGGAUGAUAUUCUCAAGUUUGGCACAGAGGAGCUCUUCAAGGAUGAUGAAGCUGAGAAGGAGGCUGAGGAAAUGAGGAUGAUACACUAUGAUGACCGUGCCAUCUCCAAGCUGCUGGACCGUAACCAGAAUGCCACAGAUGAUGCUGACAUUCAGAACAUGAACGAGUAUCUCAGCUCCUUUAAAGUUGCUCAGUACGUGGUGCGGGAGGAAGAUGAGCAGGAGGAAGUUGAGAGAGAGAUCAUUAAACAGGAAGAGAAUGUGGACCCUGAUUACUGGGAAAAGCUUCUCCGACAUCAUUAUGAACAGCAACAAGAGGACCUGGCCAGGAACCUGGGCAAAGGCAAACGCAUUCGUAAACAAGUCAACUACAACGAUGCUUCCCAAGAGGAUCAAGAGUGGCAAGAUGACCUUUCGGACAAUCAGUCUGAGUACUCUGUAGGGUCAGAAGAUGAGGAUGAAGACUUUGAGGAGAAGCCUGAAGCUGGGAGGAGACAGUCACGGAGACAGCUUAAGUCCGAAAGAGACAAACCCCUCCCACCCUUACUGGCACGGGUUGGUGGGAACAUUGAGGUUCUUGGAUUCAAUGCUCGCCAACGUAAAGCUUUUGUUAAUGCCAUCAUGCGCUGGGGGAUGCCUCCCCAGGAUGCCUUCAACUCUCACUGGCUUGUCCGAGAUCUCCGGGGCAAGAGUGAGAAGGAGUUCAGGGCCUACGUGUCACUGUUUAUGAGACACCUGUGUGAACCAGGAGCUGAUGGAUCUGAGACCUUCGCAGACGGUGUCCCUCGGGAGGGGCUGUCCCGGCAACACGUGCUCACCAGGAUAGGCGUGAUGUCACUAGUGCGAAAGAAGGUGCAGGAGUUUGAAUACAUCAAUGGCAGGUACAGCACUCCGGAGAUGGUGCCGGAGCACCUGGAAAACAAGAAACCUGUUGACAGUAUCUCGUCGGAUCCCAAUACCCCAGUGGCAGCCAGCCCUGCCUGCCCCCUGCUCAGUACACCAGCCGCGAGUUCCACAGGUGGGUUCCAAAGGGGCAUGCUCUGCCUUUCUGUACGUGGCUACAAUUGUGCUGAAUGUUGGGACAGGCUCAAACGGGAUCAAUGACCACCUCCUCCUGUC
Messenger RNA from Chiloscyllium plagiosum (whitespotted bambooshark), 4890 nucleotides. RefSeq names its product chromodomain helicase DNA binding protein 5 (gene chd5). Gene Ontology annotation, biological process: chromatin remodeling. Gene Ontology annotation, cellular component: nucleus; chromatin; NuRD complex. Gene Ontology annotation, molecular function: DNA binding; chromatin binding; ATP-dependent chromatin remodeler activity. Lineage: Eukaryota; Metazoa; Chordata; Chondrichthyes; Orectolobiformes; Hemiscylliidae. The record is from RefSeq and is a predicted model, not a curated record.